AAAAAUUUGGACCAUUUCUCGAUUUGUGCGUGUCAUCCUUGCGCAGGGGCCAUGCUAAUCUUCUCUGUAUCGUUCCAAUUUUAUCGGAUGUCCCCGAAGGGACGUCCAUGAUGAUGAAGGCGCAAAUAAAUAAAGGGGUUUGUUUGCCUCUCUCCUUUCGAUGUGGGGCAAAAGAUUGUUGGAAUUUUUGAGCACAGGGUUGUCUAAUCUAAUGGGCCUAUGUCAUUAUCGAUUAAUGGCUAAUGGACUUUAACUCUUUUCAUGCCCAUGUUUCUUGUUGAAUUGAGUCAUUUACUUUUAACUGUUAUUCCCCUGGUUUGCUGAGGCUAUCAACUUCCUUCUACUCAUUUUAUAUUUACGAGCACUAUAUGAAAGUAAUUUCACCGAAAAAAAAAAGAACAGGAAAGUGUAAUAUGUGAAAGAAGAGAUGAAUUAGUAGAAAAGAAGCAGUAAAAGAUUGCGGGACCCUAUAAGCUUCAGCCCAAAGUUCUGACGCUGAGGUCUCCUCUGCAGUUUCUUGAGAGUGGGAGAAAGAAGCGGCAGCUAGAAAGUAUAAGACAGGAAAGAAUUGCAGCAGGAAGGCGGAUAAAAUAAGUGCUGCUAAUUAAGCCAGAAUUUGUUGUUGUUUAACAUGUGUUUGUAGAAAAGCCUCAAAAGAACUUAUAUGGCAAUACUGAGGGAGAAAAAGAAAACAUCUUUAGCAACUUCACCUUGUGCCCAUCUUAGAGUUGCUUAUCACAACUGCUUCAACAGAUGGUAUUCUGAGAAGUUUUUGAAGGGUCAAUGGGACAAAGAGGAGUGUGUUUCUGAGUGGCAGAAAUACAGGGAGUGUUUAUCUCAACAUUUAGAUGAUAAGCAUUUGAGUCGAUUCUUGGAAGCGGAUGGCAUUGUAGAUUUGACAAAUCAAGCCGAUUCUAAAAGGCACGAUGGUGCUCCCAAAUGACUUCUUGUUUUUACAAGAUUGUGAUUGAGGUUGUUGCUGAAAUUGCUGUUUUACAUUCUUUUAGUUUCCUUAAAAUUGUUUAUGGUUGAAGAGUUAUAUCCUUUAUGUGACUAGUACCAUGCAUGACUGAUAUGGGAAAGUUGUUGGAUUUAAUGUAAUUGAGUGAGAUCAUCUUGAUGAUAAAAAGUUGUAUGUUAUAGUACAAACUUU
This is a messenger RNA of Coffea eugenioides, 1153 nucleotides long. RefSeq lists its product as uncharacterized. The record is from RefSeq and is a predicted model, not a curated record. Lineage: Eukaryota; Viridiplantae; Streptophyta; Magnoliopsida; Gentianales; Rubiaceae. Bases 665 to 943 code for a protein of 92 amino acids. The transcript has 3 exons.